Molecule: messenger RNA, 2262 nt
Organism: Fusarium mangiferae
Lineage: Eukaryota; Fungi; Ascomycota; Sordariomycetes; Hypocreales; Nectriaceae
Exons: 7
Coding region: 1-2262 (753 amino acids)
Biological process (GO): DNA-templated transcription
Cellular component (GO): nucleus
Molecular function (GO): DNA binding; zinc ion binding
Source: RefSeq, a predicted model, not a curated record
AUGACUCCCCCGAAGCCGAGCUCCCAUCCUGCAGUGGCUGCCGGAAACGGAAACUCAAGUGUUCCAGACAGAGACCAUCUUGUUCCAACUGUGAGCGAUUGGGUGAGUGCACCUUGUGUUUAUGAAAAUCGUCGGACGAAACCAGGUUUGAAAGGUGGUGCUGUCGAGAGCCUCAAUCAGCGGUUAGAAAAGGUCGAAAAAGCAUUGUUCGGCUCAGAACAUGGCCAAGGUGCACAAGGCUCUGAAGGUACAAAUCGUGAUUUCUCAGGCGGCAGGACAAGUGAUAGCAGUCCAACGCCCCUGGAGGCAGUCCUUUCUACUCUUGCCGGCGAGUUGCAGAAGCUGAAUCAAAAUAUUGAGCCGACUCGCAAAAGGCAGUAUGAAUACGACCCAUACAGAAAGGUCUCCGAACUUUUCAAGAGAAGAAGGCGAGAUGCAGUCGAGGAGCAGCAUCAAGCCAGUAAUCAAGAUACCACUCAGCAACAAACUCGUCAGCAUUCAUUAUGCAAGAUCGAUAUUAUCCAAGACCAUUUGGAAAAGCUAGUCGAGGCACAUUUCGACAACAUCCAGCCAUGGAUACCAAUGAUAAUUAUGAGAGGCUUCCAUGACCGCAUUCAGAAAGACACUGAGCAUCGCAUGACAAUUGUGCUUGAGGCAAUGAUGAUAGCUUCUCUGCGCUAUGUCGAGAUCAAUGGCAACCCACUGGAUAAUACUUUUAUCAAUAGCGAGGUGGCAAGGUUACGAAAGCGUGUGAUGAUGGAUGCGAUGGAGGGUCUGACGACGGAGAAUUUGCAAGCACUCAUCAUGAUUGCAUUCACCGCGAUUGGAAAUGGCAACUUGGAAAAGGCCUGGCCUGUCAUUGGGUCUCUGACACGAACAGUCGAGUACAUGGGACUUUCUGUUGAACCCGAAGUGCAUCAACGCAAGAGAGGGUUAUUGUCAGAUAGCUCAUCGCUACCAGAGCCACGAGAUUGGCUGGAGGAAGAGGAAAGAAGACGGAUCUUCUGGAAUGUCUUCAUCCUUGACAGAAUCUCAUCUAUUAUCAAAGGAUGGAGUCCAGGCAUUAAUUCAGCCGAUGUUUGUCGAAGACUGCCUAUAUGCGGUGGGAGCUGGUUCCACAACGAGCCAGCAGUGACACCCUACUUCGGAAACUGGGACGAGCCAACAGCACGCAACAGUCACGGGACGAGUCCUUACUCUGUUGGAAGUAAUGCUGGUGGUGUUAACGGACCAGCGAGUAGCUGCAACGUCCUGGCUAGGGGCAAGGCAACUGGGGAUAUUUCCAAGAUUGGUGCUUUGGCUUAUUAUAUCCAGUCAAUCGACUCACUUUGCCAGAUUUCAAAAAGCUUCCUACAGCCUGCCGUGGACUUCUCCAAUAGACAGGAAGUAUCUCUUUGGCUGACCAAGUUCAAAGAACUUGAUCUCCGCUUAGUACACUGGAAGAUGUAUCUGCCUCAGCAAUGGAAAGAUUCUGGCGUUUCGCGCAAGAUAAUGCCUGGCGUAAUGGACCCCAGCAUGACACUAGCCAAUGCGACGCACAACACUUCCGUAAUCCUCCUCCACGAGCGUAUUGCAUACCCGGACUCUGAGCUUCUCAGCCUGAACCUCCCCAGUCAUUUUAGUGCCGAGAACUGUCUCAACGCCGCCAUAGAGACGGCAAAUAUCACAACCAAAUAUCUCGGAGGCUAUCCAUCAGCUCGCGCUGUGCCGCCGCAAAUGGGGAUAUGCGCCUUCGUCAGUGCCAGAACUCUGCUGGUUCACUCUCAAUACUACAGUACCCCUUUAGCCAAAGAAUUCAAAAAGCUCAUGGAUAAUUUGACGGGCAUGUCCGAUCGAUGGACUGGUCUUGAACAGGCAGAAAAAACGGAUAAGUCUCCCAACUUCUUUGACCAGCUAUUCAACAGGCUGCAAGAUCAAUACAAGGAGUUACAGGGAGCGACUACAGGCCAGACUAUACCGCGAUCAAUCACGGCCUUUGGAGUUGAAGGCCCUAUAUUCAAUUCAAAUCACGCCCAAGUCAGUCCAGAUUUGCCCCAGACUGUUAACAACUUGACGCGCGGAAUGAAUCCGGUGCAAUUGAGCAACCACGAAUGGCAAGUCGACUCGCAGUCACCACAUGCAAUCUCAAAGGAUGACCUGUUCACAAUAUCUCAAACUCUCCUAAACAACGACUUUCUUGAGUUGGAUCGCAUUGUUAGCUUCGAGGAUAUGAUGGCCGUUGGGAACAUGCCACAGUAUUAUGGCACCAACAGCUACAGCUAG